AUGAGAAGAAUCCUCCACUGCCACGAGGCGCCGAGCGAGGAGGAGGCAGGAGCAGCAGGAGACCUGCUGUGUGGGGUCGGGGGGUUGGACGAGAAGGAGCGAAGGGAGGUGGUGUGGAAGGACCUCAAGGAGGCACUAGGUCGAAGGAGCCACGUGUACCAGCUGGACCUGAGUAGACAGGGGCUGAAGAAGCUCCCGGCGGAGAUUGGGAGGCUGAAUAAGGUUGAAGUCUGCGACCUCAGCCAGAACGAUCUUGACCAUGACGGGCUGCCUGAGGACCCGAGGGCUCAGGCGAGCAGCUUCAAGCAGAUCUUCCCGGAUUGUCAAGUGCUUUACUGA
Molecule: messenger RNA, 339 nt
Organism: Guillardia theta CCMP2712
Lineage: Eukaryota; Cryptophyceae; Pyrenomonadales; Geminigeraceae
Exons: 4
Coding region: 1-339 (112 amino acids)
Source: RefSeq, a predicted model, not a curated record